Molecule: messenger RNA, 2557 nt
Organism: Orbicella faveolata
Lineage: Eukaryota; Metazoa; Cnidaria; Anthozoa; Scleractinia; Merulinidae
Product: histamine H2 receptor-like
Source: RefSeq, a predicted model, not a curated record
GCCCGUCGACACGAAAAACAUAUUCUUUCACAGCAAGUUUCCAUGGAGGCCAGAGCAAAAUUUAAACAGGAGAAGAGAGCAUUAAAGCUAACCACAAUAAUCCUAGUGACAAUUUUUCUGUGUUUAUUUUUGCCCUCGAUUUCCAUGCUUAUCACAUGGCACAUUUUUGGCGAAGCAGUUUCACCUGGUAUUAAAGCAGUAGUUCGUCAUCUUGGUUUUGUGCCGGCGAUAGUCAAUUCAGUUCUUAACCCAGUUAUUUACACUGUGAGGAAGAGACAGUUUCGAACUGCUUUUAUUGAGUUGCUUUUAAAUAAAAGUUUACAAGAAACUGAAGAAUUUGGAAUGAGACUGUUUGGAUCGCCAAACAAUGCUGUGAGACAAAAUGAACAAGAAGACGAAGGACGGCAACAGAAUGCCAACAAAAGAAAUGUAGUCCGCACUGAAGGGAAUCUUGAAAAUGUCCCUGAGGUCGUCGCUUCUCACUCUAAUUUCGAUGACAAAGACAUUACCGCUACACAGAACGAAUGUCCUUCCUCAAAGGCACUCACAAGCACAUCCAGAAAGACAAAGCAAGUACGUGGCGAGGGAAAUGCCCUGUCUACGAAGAAAAUAAGCAAGAAGACGACAUUGAACCAAUGUCGCCAAAAAUAAGCCGUUGUAGCGAAGUAGUAACGCAGCCAGAAUUUGAAGAGACAUCCCUUUGAAUCAAAGAUUGCGCUGUUCGUUUGGUUGAUAUUAGACUUAAGGAAAUUUUUUUUUCCGGCCGUAUGCGAGACCAGAAUUGCACUUCAGCGGUAGCUUGGUAAACCAACCCAAGCGAGCAGCGAGGCUGUUUUUACAUGAAGUAUGCAUUUUGUGACUGAGUUGCUCUGUAAAAUCAAACAAAGACCGGGUUUACAUACGCUUUUAGUUCAAGAUUUUUACUUUAUUCGUUCAUCGGCCAGAGAAACAUUGCAUGUCAAUAAAGUGUGUAUGCCAGCAAAUUAUUUAUGUGAAUUGUGUGGGGAUAACGAUAGCGAAAUUAAAGUACAUGUGUAGUUAAUUUUUACAGCUUUUUAUCCAACGGAACGAGAUAAUGCGAUGAUUCACAACAAAACGGAAAUAAUUUGAAAAAAAUAAACGUUUCUCGUCUCGUUUGUAUUUAAAGGGUAAACGAAUAUUCUUGGCAAGUACUUCUAAGAGUGUCAGUGGCAAAGAAUUUCUUUUAAUUAUAAGCAGUAGCCAUUAGAUUACGGAGCAGUUUGAGUUCAUUUACAUAAGUAGAAUUCUACUUGUAUACUAAUGCAAAUGCUGCUAGUUGAUUGGCUGAGCUACUCGUACACUAUUUAACAAAUAGAAAACGAUGAGAGAACCAACCAACACAGCUGAGUGGCUAGUAACAGCCAUUAUCAUCACAUGCAUUUUUUGGUCCUUUCCAUUGGCCGAGAGCCUACCUCGUGACCUGCAAAUAACUGCCUACAAAUAAUGGUCUGGUCAUGCGUAGUACCGUUUAAACGUGUUUUGCUUCAAAUAAUAUUCUGCUCAUGCGUAAUUGAAACUACGCUCUCGGGUGAAAAUGGCAGAUCGCUUCCCUGAGCUGUCAGAGAGUGAUUUAAAUAUGAAAACAAACUUGGUUAGCGAAUGAUAACACAAUUAUUGGUCUCGAUUAUCACAAAAUAUUGUGAUUUGUCAGUGUCUCUGCUCGCCACUGACAAAUCACGAUAUUUUGAUCGACCUCGUCCAAUAGUUGCUAAUUAAUGUGCAGUGGCCCGUUUCUCUGAAGUUUUGAGAAAGAUUUAGAAAUAUCACUGGGAAAUUCAAUUCCUAAAAACAAGCGUCUUUUAAACCUCAAAAUUUUUCAAUGAAGAGAGGAGAGCUUGUCAACACCUGCAAGAUUGAAACAACAAUUCAAUCCGCGCGCAUUUUUGCUAAAGCGUCAACUUAAAUUCUACACGCUAUGUAGAGCAAAAAUAAUUGGCAAUCGUUAUUUGAAAAUAAAUUAAGUCAGAAUUCUUCUACAACAAUAUUAGAUUAUUCAUUCGAGAUUUCUAGGAGGUCAUAAUUGACGAGGCCGAAGACACACUGGGGAAACAGCUGGUUUUCGCAGUGGAAAUUGUUACCGCGCAGUUUAUAUUUGAACCGGGCCACUUGGAAGAAAACUGACCAAUCAAAACGUUCAUUGUGAACAAUGAAAAGAGAUCUGUUUCAUAAACAGAUUCUCUCAAUUUAAAGAAUAAUUUCCGGAAUUUCCCUCUGUUUUGUUAUGCUCUUUCUUAUAUAAGUGAAGAAUUGUCUCCUUCUGGCGCGAAGAUUUGCACCGAUAUUUGUCCACGGGCAUUAUCUGGUCCUAGAAGCGAACAGUUACGCUCGAGGAAAACUGUGAGCUUUGAGGAACGGAUAAUGGUCAAGGACAAAUAUCCGAGCAUAUUUUUGCGCCAAAUGGAGGCUAUUGUGUUUGUUAUCCUUCAUAUGGCACACUUAAUGCAGAAAUGAUAUUAGCAUCCAACAUACGGCUUGUACUGAAUUUUAUACGGUUUAGAUAAAAUCAUAAUUGUAUUUACAAGUUUUCAAUUCACAA